Molecule: messenger RNA, 1650 nt
Organism: Xenopus laevis (African clawed frog)
Lineage: Eukaryota; Metazoa; Chordata; Amphibia; Anura; Pipidae
Product: formyl peptide receptor-related sequence 4
Exons: 3
Coding region: 135-1193 (352 amino acids)
Source: RefSeq, a predicted model, not a curated record
UGUUUUCUGCUGGACAUGAAAAGACGGAGCUCCGAAAACGAAGAGCCAAUCUCAAAGGUUGAACUGAUCCUCUCCUAUCCAUCCUCCAGUCUGCCAUUCAAACAACAUCCUGAUUGCUAGGGUUGGCACUGAAAAUGGAGAACAUGCUGUCUCUGAACUUCACCAACUCAUCUCCUGCCAGUUACCCUGAAGAGAAAUAUUAUGAUAGAAUUUUCCGCUGGAGACAAUUACUGAUCAUAACAUUGUUAAGCAUAACAUUUGUGUUGGGAACAGUGGGCAAUGGACUGGUCAUAUGGAUCGCUGGAUUCCGAAUGAAAAAGACAGUUAAUACCAUUUGGUUUCUUAACCUCGGCAUUGCCGACAUUUCUUUCUGUCUUUUACUUCCUCUCUACAUAUUAGAUUUGGCAAUGGGUGGUCGCUGGCCCUUAGGACAGAUAAUGUGCAAAGUCCUGUUUACUAGCAUUUUCCUAAACAUGUCUGUCAGUAUCUUUUUCUUAAUGACCAUCAGUGUGGAUCGUUGCACCUCUGUUCUGUGCCCUGUAUGGUCAAAAAAUCAUAGAUCUGUAAAGUUAGCUAGGAACAUCUCUGUGAUAAUCUGGCUCUUGUGCUUGACUCUCAGCUCUCCUUAUCUUGCUUUUUAUGAUACUGCGCAUGACCCAGACAGUAAUAGUACUUAUUGUAUAGUCACAUAUGCAACCUUUGAUAAUGCUACUUUUUUUGAUUACCAGACAUGGUAUCUGCGUCACAAAACUAUGUUUGUCACCAGAUUUAUAUCAAUGUUCCUGAUCCCAUUUAUCAUUAUCAUUAUUUGCUAUGGGCUCGUUGCAUUCUGGAUUAGAAAAAACAGCAAACACCUUGGGUCCAGUCGAACUUUUAGGAUUAUAGUUACCAUCAUACUCUGCUUCUUUGGCUGCUGGUUUCUUUAUCAUUUGUGGCCUCUCUUUGACUUUACGAAGGUUCACAUGAACUGGCUCUUUGAUCUUAUAAUGUAUGAUAUUGGGCACUGCUUGGCUUACUUUAACUGCUGUCUCAAUCCAAUAAUUUAUGUUUUUGUUGGCAGAGACUUUAAAAGAUCAUUAAGGAAGUCAAUCCCAUUUCUUCUGGAAAACACUUUCAGAGAGAGAGUUGACCCUCUUGAAACACACAAUGACACCACCACUGUAGGAACUGAACUACUGACAUAUCAUACAUGAGAACUUCAUGUCAGUUCUACAAAAGUGGUUCUGUUAAAUUCGAUUUCUAAUACAAACAGAUGUAGGUAGUGUUAUCCCUAAUCAAUAUUUUAGGAUAUCCAAGAUCAUUAUUACGUCAUAUUUGCUUAAUUUAGGCUUUGCAAUAUCCUCACCUCAAUGCACAAUGUACUUAAAGGCAGCUUGUCUGCAUUAACAGCUCAGUAGUUGACUUUAUUUAUUAAGUAUAUUUAGCAAGUAUAUUUAUUCUGAAGCUUAUGUUUUCAAAAGGUUCCUUACUAUAAACAGUAAGGUCUGAGACUUAAUACAAACCAAUUUACCAUGGCGACUACUGGAUGUAAAUUAUAUAACAGAUAAGAAAUGAUAAAACCCUAUAAAUAUUCUAAUUAAAUUUCAUAUCAGUAUUAGUGAUGGGCGAAUUUGCUGAAAAAUUUGCGAAUUUCGCGCGAAAUUUGAGAUA